UUUCAGGAAUAUCCGUAAGAAUCAAGCCCGAGUUUUAUACUUCCUUGCAACGCUUAAGACGCGUUUUCGUUGCAAAAUGGAAGCUACGAUAAGCGAUAGACGCAAAGUCAUAAUAGUCGUGGUUGUGGGCGUGACUUCACUUUUGACGACUGGUAGCAGCCUCCUUGCUAUUUACUUAAAAGGAGAUUCCCCCGACCAAUCAUCUGGGAAAUCAUCUGACAAAUCAUCUGGCGGACCCUACAGAAAUAGAGCGGUUGCCACGGAUACACUGCAGUGCUCCAAAAUCGGAAACGAGACCCUAAAAGCUAACGGUUCGGCAGUGGAUGCUGCAAUCGCCGCCAUGUUCUGUUUGGGUGUGGUCAGCAUGCACUCAUCAGGGAUAGGAGGCGGGGGAGUGAUGUUGAUCUAUAAUCAAACAUCAAAGAAUGCCACAGUCAUCGACUUUAGAGAAACUGCCCCAGCCACAGCCGACAAGGAUAUGUUUAAGGGCGAUAAAAAUAAAUCCAAAAAAGGUGGUCUGGCUAUCGCUGUUCCUGGUGAAGUGCGCGGUAUGUACGAGGCUUGGAAACGACAUCACCGGUUACCAUGGAAACAACUUGUUCAACCCGCCAUUGAUUUGGCCAGAAAUGGAUUUAACGUAACUGAAGCUGUGGAAGAUGCACUUAAUACGACAGAAGGAAUCCAAAAAGAUAUUGAAAACGACCCGGGAUUGCGUGAGCUGCUCCUUAUUGAUAACAAUACGCUGGUUAAAAAAGGAAAUUCUAUGAGGAACGAAAAGUACGCAAAGACUCUGGAAAGAGUGCGUGACGAUCCUGACUCCUUUUACAGUGGGGCACUUGCCAGAGACAUAUUGCGUGACGUUAAGAAAGUCAAUGGGAGCGUGACUGAAGAAGAUUUAAGGAGUUAUGGGCCGAUUGUAAGAGAGCCAUACCAGAGUAACAUUACGAACAUGACAAUGUACCUGACCCCGCCACCCACAAGUGGCGCUGUGCUAGCACUGAUCUUAAACAUUUUAAGAGGUUACAACAUGACAUCAUCAGCUCGCGAUGACAAAAACUACACCGUGGAAACGUAUCAUCGAAUCAUUGAAUCUUUUAAGUUCAGUUAUGCGUGGCGCAGUCUGCUUGGAGAUCCCGAUUUUAACUCCACGAUAGAAAAAAAAGCAGAAGAAAUGGUAAAACAAAAACUUGGUGAUGACCUUCGUCAAAAAAUAUGGGAUAACAAGACUUACACGAAUGUAUCGUAUUACGCGGAUUCCUUUUCGAACGCUGAUUACGGUACGACACACGUGGCUGUACUGGACCAAUAUGGAGACGCAGUUUCUGUGACAUCCACUAUCAACAUGAGGUUUGGCGCUAAAUAUCGAUCCACUGAAACAGGCAUCAUUUACAACAAUGAGAUGGCAGAUUUUGAUAUUCCUGGUCACGAAAUAGUGGAUGGUAUUUCUCCAUCCCCAUUCAAUUUUCCUGAGCCAGGCAAGCGACCGUUCUCUUCCAUGUGUCCCACCAUUUUAACCGAUAACGAAGGAAAAGUUCGGCUUGUUAUCGGUGCCUCUGGCGGGAAAAGGAUAACCACAGCUGUGUCACUGGUCUUAAUGAACAAACUCUGGUUUGGAGAUGACUUGUCUGAGGCGGUAAACGAACCUCGACUGCACACACAAAUGGUGCCUGAUCAGAGAGUAUUUUAUGAAAACAAUAAGAAAUAUCGCAUUAACAAAUACGUAAUAGAAGGCUUAAAACAACUAGGUCACAACGUCACUGGCAGUGAUUUCUUUGCUGUGGUACAGGCAAUCUCUAGGGAACCUGAAGGAAUAUACGCCAAGUCUGACCCGAGAAAGCAUGGUGCACCCGCGGGUCAAUAAAAGUGUGGUCCCGAGACACUCGCCCAACCAAAACUCGCUUGUAAACCCUAUGUAGUGAAGUAACACCGUUUUUUCCAUAAAUGAGCUAAAAAAUGCUGUGAGGCUUAGAGCUACCGAAUGAUGGCGCUUGACAAGGAUAGAAAAUACAUUUUCCUUUUCUUUUUUACAGCAGUUAUUCGGCGUCGUUUGUCGAAAUUAACGUUCUUCGUUGGGAUUUUAAAACGAUUUAUGAUACUUGUCAGUAAGGCUCUUUGAUAUCGUUCUCCGAUUUGAAGUAUGUUAAAUGAAAUAGACAGAAGCGUUGAAUUCAUUCGUCUUUUUCCGUUGAUUUAAUACUUAUGUUGUUUUCAUAAUCAUUAUGUUGUACUCAGUUCAGCAUGGAAUUGCUUUGCUUAGG
Messenger RNA from Pocillopora verrucosa, 2258 nucleotides. Lineage: Eukaryota; Metazoa; Cnidaria; Anthozoa; Scleractinia; Pocilloporidae. The record is from RefSeq and is a predicted model, not a curated record.